GGCGGGCGCUGUCCCCGCCCGGCGCUUGCGGUGCUGCGGCGGCGCCGCCGCUUCGCUUCCGCGGCGGGGCCGGGCCGGGCCGGGAUUGGCCGCGCGGCCGCCUCGCCCCAGAAUGCAGCGCAUGGCGCGUCAUUGAAGAGAGACCAUGAUGGCGGCGGCAGCCGGCGGCGGGGGCGCCCCCGAGGUGAUCGCCCAGCUGGAGAACGCGGCCAAAGUGCUCAUGGCACCACCUUCCAUGGUCAAUAAUGAACAACGCCAACAUGCUGAGCACAUAUUCUUAUCAUUUAGAAAAUCAAAAUCACCAUUUGCUGUUUGCAAACAUAUUUUGGAAACUAGUAAAGUGGACUAUGUCCUUUUUCAAGCUGCCACAGCGAUAAUGGAAGCAGUUGUAAGAGAAUGGAUUCUCUUGGAAAAAGCUAGCAUUGAGUCACUGCGAACAUUCCUUCUAACCUAUGUCUUACAAAGGCCUAACCUCCAAAAAUAUGUUCGGGAGCAGAUUUUAUUAGCGGUAGCGGUGAUAGUGAAAAGGGGAUCAUUAGACAAAUCAAUCGACUGCAAAAGCAUUUUUCAUGAAGUCAGCCAGCUGAUCAGCAGUGGUAACCCCACUGUGCAAACUUUGGCCUGUUCCAUUCUAACGGCGUUGUUGAGCGAGUUCUCAAGUUCAAGUAAAACCAGCAACAUUGGACUAAGCAUGGAGUUCCAUGGUAACUGUAAACGUAUAUUUCAGGAGGAUGAUCUGCGGCAGAUCUUCAUGCUCACAGUAGAGGUACUUCAGGAAUUCAGCAGACGUGAAAACCUCAAUGCUCAGAUGUCUUCAGUGUUUCAGCGUUAUCUUGCACUAGCCAAUCAGGUCUUAAGCUGGAACUUCCUUCCUCCAAAUUUGGGCAGACAUUAUAUAGCUAUGUUUGAAUCCUCACAAAAUGUGAUGCUAAAGCCAACAGAAUCCUGGCGUGAGACCCUCCUGGACAGCAGAGUUAUGGAGCUUUUCUUUACAGUACAUCGAAAAAUCAGAGAAGAUACAGAUAUGGCCCAAGAUUCAUUACAGUGCCUGGCACAGCUGGCGUCUUUGCACGGGCCAGUCUUUCCUGAUGAAGGUUCUCAAGUUGAUUACCUGGCACACUUCAUUGAGGGAUUACUGAAUACUAUCAAUGGAAUUGAAAUAGAAGACUCUGAAGCAGUGGGAAUUUCCAGUAUUAUCAGCAAUCUGAUAACUGUAUUUCCUCGCAAUAUUUUAACGGCCAUUCCAAAUGAACUUUUCUCUUCAUUUGUUAACUGCCUCGCACACCUCACCUGUUCUUUUGGAAGAAGUGCUGCCUUGGAAGAAGUGCUUGACAAAGAUGACAUGGUAUAUAUGGAGGCAUAUGAUAAGUUACUGGAAUCUUGGCUUACUUUGGUCCAAGAUGACAAACAUUUCCAUAAAGGUUUCUUUACCCAACAUGCUGUUCAAGUCUUUAAUUCCUACAUUCAGUGCCAUCUAGCUGCUCCUGAUGGCACAAGGAAUUUGACUGCCAAUGGUGUGGCCUCUCGGGAAGAAGAAGAAAUAAGUGAGCUGCAGGAAGAUGACAGAGACCAGUUCUGUGACCAGUUGGCCAGCGUAGGCAUGCUGGGGAGGAUUGCUGCAGAGCACUGCAUACCUCUUCUCACAAGUUUGUUAGAAGACCGAAUGACAAGGCUCCACGGACAGUUGCAAAGACAUCAGCAGCAGUUACUUGCCUCACCAGCAUCAGGUUCAAUUGACAAUAAAGUGCUUGACGACCUGUAUGAGGAUAUUCAUUGGCUUAUUUUAGUCACAGGCUACCUCUUGGCUAAUGAUACUCAGGGAGAGACUCCGCUAAUACCUCCAGAAGUGAUGGAAUAUUCCAUUAAACAUUCAGCCGAGGUUGACAUCAAUACAACACUUCAGAUUCUGGGAUCUCCAGGAGAAAAGGCCUCUUCCAUCCCAGGGUACAACAGAACUGAUUCUGUAAUUAGGUUGUUAUCUGCUAUUUUAAGAGUGUCAGAAGUAGAAUCUAGAGCAAUAAGGGCAAAUCUCACACACCUCCUGAGCCCCCAGAUGGGUAAAGAUAUUGUAUGGUUCCUCAAGCGCUGGGCAAAGACUUACCUCCUAGUAGAUGAAAAGUUGUAUGAUCAGAUAAGUCUGCCAUUUAGUACAGCAUUUGGUGCUGAUACAGAGGGUUCCCAGUGGAUUGUGGGUUACCUUUUAGAAAAAGUGAUCAGUAACCUGGCAGUGUGGAGUUCAGAGCAGGACCUUGCAAAUGAUACUGUACAACUGCUAGUAACAUUAGUGGAAAGGAGAGAGCGGGCAAACUUAGUUAUUCAGUGUGAAAACUGGUGGAAUUUAGCUAAACAGUUUGCAAGGCGAAGCCCUCCUCUUCACUAUUUGUCUAGUUCUGUGCAGAGAACACUAAUGAAAGCUUUAGUUCUAGGAGGUUUUGCUCAUAUGGAUACAGAAACAAAGCAACAAUACUGGACAGAGGUUCUUCAACCACUUCAGCAGCGAUUCUUGAAUGUGAUAAACCAAGAAAACUUUCAGCAGAUCUGCCAGGAGGAGGAAGUGAAGCAGGAAAUCACUGCUACAUUAGAAGCACUCUGUGGCAUUGCUGAGGCUACCCAGAUUGAUAACGUAGCAAUUCUAUUCAAUUUCCUAAUGGACUUCCUUAAUAAUUGCAUUGGAUUAAUGGAAGUAUACAAAAACACACCAGAGACUGUUAAUCUCAUAAUAGAAGUCUUUGUUGAAGUUGCACAUAAACAAAUUUGCUAUCUUGGAGAGGCCAAAGCCAUGAACUUGUAUGAGGCCUGCCUAACUCUGCUCCAGGUAUAUUCCAAGAAUAAUCUAGGUCGACAACGGAUAGAUGUUACAGCAGAAGAAGACCAGUACCAGGAUCUCCUUCUUAUUAUGGAGCUUCUCACUAAUCUUUUAUCAAAGGAAUUCAUAGAUUUCAGUGAUACAGAUGAAGUAUUUAGAGGACAUGAGCCUGGGCAAGUUACAAAUAGAUCUGUAUCAGCAGCAGAUGUUGUCUUAUAUGGGGUUAAUCUAGUUCUGCCUCUAAUGUCACAAGAUCUGCUGAAGUUUCCAUCUCUGUGUAAUCAAUAUUAUAAAUUAAUCACUUUCAUAUGUGAGAUAUUCCCUGAGAAGAUUCCACAACUUCCAGAGGACCUCUUUAAGAGCCUAAUGUACUCACUGGAGUUAGGGAUGUCAUCAAUGAGCUCAGAGGUUUGCCAGCUCUGUCUGGAAGCUGUAACACCAUUAGCAGAACAAUGUGCAAAAGCACAAGAAACAGAUUCAACUCUUUUUCUAGCAACAAGGCACUUUCUUAAGAUGGUUUUUGAUAUGCUGGUACUUCAGAAGCACAAUACAGAAAUGACAACUGCAGCAGGUGAAGCAUUCUACACAUUAGUGUGUUUGCAUCAGGCUGAAUAUUCAGAGUUAGUUGAAACAUUGCUAUCAACUCAACAAGAUCCAGUAAUUUACCAGCGGUUAGCAGAUGCCUUCAACAAGCUUACUGCAAGCAGCACUCCUCCUACACUGGACCGUAAGCAGAAGAUGGCCUUCUUAAAGAGUUUAGAAGAAUUCAUGGCAAAUGUUGGUGGACUUCUCUGUGUAAAAUAAACAACAAAACUCUAUGCCUAAUUUAGACCCUUUCUGCAAAAUGCACUGAGAAAUGCUGAAUGCUGACUAAAUCUUGUACCUGUCUCUGGGUUCUUUGCAGCCAUCUCAGAUUCUAGAGAGCCUGGAAGUUUGAACAUAACACCACGGAAUAGGAGAGGUCAACUUUGAAUCAGCUUCUGCUAUUAUGUGUUAGCUGCAAUCUGUCAUACUUGGGUGUGGAAGAGAAUGAACAGAAAAUCUGAAUUGAGUUUUUUUCCAUUUAUGUGCAAACAGAUAUGGGCACAAUGAAAUAAAUGCAGUGCCUUUCCCCCUGCACUGGUUUAAAAUAUGAGUGGUCAUGUAAACAUACAGAUUUCUUUUCUACCCAAAAUCAUGUUAGAGUGUGAAGCAGAUACAUAUAAAGCUCUAAACAGUUUAGCUGAUUUUAAGGUUUAUUUUUCCUCUCUUAAAGUUUGAGUUUGUGUUCCAAUGGGGA
This is a messenger RNA of Camarhynchus parvulus, 4085 nucleotides long. RefSeq names its product exportin 4 (gene XPO4). The transcript has 23 exons. Gene Ontology annotation, biological process: protein export from nucleus. NCBI's taxonomy places the organism in Eukaryota, Metazoa, Chordata, Aves, Passeriformes, Thraupidae. Gene Ontology annotation, cellular component: cytoplasm; nuclear pore. The record is from RefSeq and is a predicted model, not a curated record. The coding region runs from base 146 to 3610 and encodes 1154 amino acids. Gene Ontology annotation, molecular function: nuclear export signal receptor activity.